GCUGCGCCCGCGCCCGCGCCCGGCUGCCGGGACCCCGCGCGCCCCAUGUCUUCCGCGCCGCUGCGCUCGCCCGCCCUGCGGCCCCACAGGAUUAAGAAGGACGAGUCGCUCCUGGGCAAGCUGGGCGGCACGCUGGCGAGGAGGAAGGCCAAGGAGGUGAGUGACUUGCAGGAAGAAGGGAAAAAUGCCAUCAACUUGCCGAUGUCCCCUGCCUCGGUGGAGAUCUACCCUGAAGACACCCUGCUCGAGGAGAACCAGGAGCGCGUGGUGAUCGACCCCACCUCCAGGGACGACCCCAGAUUCAGAGAGUUGGUCAAGGUUCUCAUCGACUGGGUCAACGACGUGCUGGUGGGGGAGAGAAUCAUCGUAAAGCAGCUGGAGGAGGACCUGUACGACGGGCAGGUGCUGCAGAACCUCCUGGAAAAACUGGCAGACUGCAAGCUGAACGUGGCCGAGGUGACUCAGUCCGAAAUAGGGCAGAAGCAGAAGCUACAGACUGUGCUUCAGGCGGUGCAGGAGCUGCUGCGGCCCCAUGGCCGGGCGCUCCAGUGGACCGUGGACACGAUUCACGGGAAGAACCUGGUGGCCAUCCUCCACCUCCUCGUGGCCCUGGCCAUGCACUUCCGGGCCCCGAUCCGCCUUCCCGAACACGUCUCCGUGCAGGUGGUGGUCAUACGGAAGCGGGAAGGCCUGCUGCACUCCAGCCACGUCACGGAGGAGCUGACCACGACCACCGAGAUGAUGAUGGGUCGGUUUGAGCGGGACGCCUUUGACACGCUGUUCGACCACGCCCCGGACAAGCUCAGUGUUGUGCGGAAGUCUCUCAUCACAUUUGUGAACAAGCACCUGAACAAGCUGAAUUUGGAGGUGACGGAACUAGAGACCCAGUUUGCAGACGGCGUGUACCUGGUUCUACUCAUGGGGCUCCUGGAAGGCUACUUUGUACCCCUGCACAACUUCUAUCUGACCCCGGACAGCUUCGAUCAGAAGGUCCACAACGUGUCAUUUGCCUUUGAGCUGAUGCUGGAUGGAGGCCUUAAGAAGCCCAAGGCUCGCCCCGAAGAUGUGGUGAACCUGGACCUCAAAUCCACCCUGCGGGUUCUUUACAACCUGUUCACCAAAUACAAGCACCUGGAGUGAUGGCCGGGGAGC
Messenger RNA from Lipotes vexillifer (Yangtze River dolphin), 1152 nucleotides. RefSeq names its product parvin beta (gene PARVB). Gene Ontology annotation, biological process: lamellipodium assembly; establishment or maintenance of cell polarity regulating cell shape; substrate adhesion-dependent cell spreading. Gene Ontology annotation, cellular component: cytoplasm; actin cytoskeleton; lamellipodium. The coding region runs from base 46 to 1140 and encodes 364 amino acids. The record is from RefSeq and is a predicted model, not a curated record. NCBI's taxonomy places the organism in Eukaryota, Metazoa, Chordata, Mammalia, Artiodactyla, Lipotidae. Gene Ontology annotation, molecular function: actin binding. The transcript has 13 exons.